Molecule: messenger RNA, 3119 nt
Organism: Lycium barbarum (goji berry)
Lineage: Eukaryota; Viridiplantae; Streptophyta; Magnoliopsida; Solanales; Solanaceae
Product: AUGMIN subunit 6-like
Exons: 13
Coding region: 234-2432 (732 amino acids)
Biological process (GO): spindle assembly
Cellular component (GO): HAUS complex; mitotic spindle microtubule
Molecular function (GO): microtubule binding
Source: RefSeq, a predicted model, not a curated record
ACAGACGAAUUCUUUUUUUCCUUUUUUUUUUAUCCACCACAAAAGAACCAGAAAAUUUAAAAGUACACCCCAAAUUUUAGAAUCAAACUAUCCCAUGUGAUCCAACAGCCAGGCCCUUCUGUUAAAUUGACUAAUCUAGAAGGACUUCUCUUUUAAAAAAUCACAUAAAAUUAAACAUUCAAAUCCAACAAACCAAAAAGACAAGAGAGACGGAGAGUUGAAGCAAAAUUGGAAUGACGAUGGACCGAGAAAAGGAAAGAGAGGUUGAAUUGGAAAGUGCAAUGUACACUAACUGUUUGUUAUUAGGGUUGGAUCCAUCCAUCAUCGGAAUCGGAGCGGGUAACGGUACACCUCGGGUCGGGUUUUUUCGCCAUUCAAACCCUAAAUUGGGCGAACAGCUUCUCUACUUUAUCUUAUCUUCUCUUAGAGGUCCUACUCAAUCCGCUAAGGAUUUUGAUAAGGUUUGGCCAAUUUUUGAUUCGGCACAAUCUCGCGAUUUUCGUAAGGUUGUACAAGGGAUAAUAAGUGAGCUGGAAUCACAAGGGGCACUGCCUAGAAGUAAUUCGAGGGUCUCAUCACUUGCCACAUGCUGUGGACCAAGGUUUGUUGAACUUCUAUGGCAACUUUCACUGCAUGCUUUGAGGGAGGUUCAUAGGCGAAUGUUUGCUGGUGAUGUUGCUUCUAACCCCUUGCCUGCAUCAUUAACAGACGUAGCUUUCUCACAUGCAGCCACACUACUUCCUGUAACCAAGGCUAGGAUUGCUCUUGAAAGAAGAAGGUUUUUGAGUAAUGCAGAAACAGCAGUUCGUAGACAGGCCCUGUGGUCUAAUUUGGCUCAUGAAUUGACAGCUGAAUUUCGAGGGCUUUGUGCCGAAGAGGCUUAUUUGCAACAAGAACUGGAAAAGCUGCAGGAUGUGAGAAAUAAAGUAAAGCUGGAAGGUGAACUGUGGGAUGAACUUGUAUCAAGCUCAAGCCAGAGCUCGCAUAUGGUUCAAAGAGCUACCCGUUUGUGGGACUCUUUGCUGUCUCGCAAGAAUCAGCAUGAGAUUCUCGCCUCUGGCCCAAUAGAAGAUCUUAUUGCUCAUCGUGAGCAUAGGUAUCGCAUCUCUGGUUCAGCUUUGCUCGCAGCUAUGGAUCAAAGCUCUGUAGCUCCCCCAACCGAUUUGGCUUCUUCACAUCAAGAUAAUAAAGACCAAGUUGAAAGAUCACAAGCAGAUGUGAAUAGAGAAAAGCAUGUAAAGAGUUCAGAUUCUUCUCAUAUUCAAGUAGACGAUAAUACAUUUUCUCGAGUUGAUGAGAGAAUUGCAAGAGGCCAUCCGACUGUUGAUAUAGCAGAAGUUUUGAGGCGUUGGACACAUGCCCUACAACGUGUUCAUAAACAGUCCCUUCAACUGGCAAAAGCAAAUGAUGGAGAGGGUCCAGAGCUUUUGAGGAGUUCACAUGAUGGUGGUACUGGUGGUCAUGCGGAGUCCUUGGCUGCAACCCUUACCGAACAUAAGCAGCACCUAGCUAGUAUACAGGUACUCAUAAAUCAACUGAAGGAAGUUGCUCCAUCCAUACAGAAUUCAAUUUUAGAACUUACAGAAGAAGUCAGUAGUAUUUCAUCCGAUUCUUCUAGAACGGCCAAGCUUCAGGGUAGAUCACAUUCACCGGUCCAAGCACAGAGCAGUGGGAGGACAUUGGAACACAAUGUUGAUGAAGUAGCUGAGAUGAGCUUAAGAUUGUCAUCCAUGCAAUUUGAAAAGACAUCAGCCAGUCCCUCCACUUUGAAGCUCCCACCUUUGUUUAGUGUAACACCAAAUUCUUCAGGAAAAGGUGGUGCACAGAAGCGACAGAUCUCGGCCCAAACCAGCCAAAUUGAAAAUAUGUCUGAGAGGAAGUCUCUGGAUCAGCAAUUAUUAAAUAAUUCGUUCGACAAUCCUGCACAAGAUAAUGAUACAAGCUUUGUUCAAAAUCUGAAGAGAUCUGUCAGAGAAGCUGCACGUUGCUCCCAAUCUUACCAUCAAGGAUCAUCUCAAGACAGUCGUUCUGAUGAUAGUUCUGAGCACUACUUUGAGCCUGUCUCAGGGUUUGGGUUUUCACAGCAUGGUGAUCGGGCAAACUUGUUGAGAAGAAAAAAGUUGUUUGUAUCAGAACCAGAUUCAUCGUUUUUAGGGACUGGUGCUCCAGAUAAUCAUAUGAACAUCAAGUCUGAUGGAAUACCUGACUUAUUAAAUGAUCUGCAGUCUGUGGAUGACUAUGAUGGUUUUCUGUCAACUAUGGGUUCAAGCUCUUCCUUUUCUGAUGCACAUAGGUCAUUUUAUGAUAUGGAGGAAGCUCAGGAUCAAGUAUUUUCACCUCCUCUUCUUAUGGAUGCAUCAUUGUUAGCAGAUUCAUAUGAGGAUUUACUUGCACCAUUGUCAGAAACUGAAACUGCUUUGAUGGAGCAUUGAGAUCAAACAUUGGGUAAUAUGUCUGCUUGGUCUUGAAGAGAUUGCUCAGAAGCUUGUACUGUCAACCUUUUUGUUGUUGGAAUACCCUCCUCGUACUAACUUCCGUUUGAUUGUGUGAUUUCCUGCAUUCUUCAUGCUUCAAGUGUAUCAUUCUUUAUCUUUUGCAUUUCAUUUGAGUUGGGGAAGCAGAGGGAACUGAGCACCAGAACAUUGCUCAGCCAGGGGGAUAACGGCCGAGCCAAGACUUUGAUGUGGUUACCCGGCUUGUCAACGUGGGCUAUAGGCAUAAUGCUCUUCUGCAGGAGAUUGGCAUGACUGCUUCAGACAUUUGUGUGCCGUAUACCGAUGGGAAAAGCAAUAUUUCUUGCUCCUGAUUGAUUUCUUUUUUGUUUACUCUGUAACAAUUCGAAGGGAGCCUUACAGUAAUGUGAAGUUGGUUCCGUGCUGGUUCGAGCCCAUUGAUGCUUGCGUCAGGGUAGGCUGCCUAUGUUACACUCCCUUGGACGGCGGCCCUUCUGCGGACCCUGCUUGAACAUGGAUGCUUCGUACUCCGGGCUCUCUCUUUUUUCUGUAACAAUUCAAUCUACAAUUACUGUUGAAGUAAUCUAUGUGUUCGUUUGUUCUAUAAUAUGGUAUAUAUUCAUUCAAUUGCUGUUUGGUGAUAAAUCUGACUGAUUUUUUUGUGCU